AUGUCUACCGCCCGCGCGACAAUGGGCUUGGACGUUACUUCAAUACUUCAGAUAUUCAUCGGAUUGUUCGUGGCCUGCACCUUCGCUUUGUGUCAAGGAAAGAAAAAGGUGAAAAAUGAUGAAAAUCAAGAAAAAUAACAUACUUCUCGAAACUUUCUCGGAUAUGUACCAAACAUUUGAUAAGGGCUCUUUUUUGCUUUGCGUUAUUUUUUUGCACAGUACUUCCAAUGUUCCAUGACCGUGCUGGUGAGAGAAAAGAGUGAGCAGACAGGUCAGACUGUUUCAAGGCGUGACGAAUGAAGUGUUGAACUUCUCUCUAAGGAUUAGUAUUUCGCGUCUCUUUCCAGCUUUCCAACCUUUUGACUUUUCAUCAAAUCGUCUCAUACUUGCUCAUCUUAUAGAUUUUUUCCAAGCUCAAUCUUGCGAUUUCUGCCAUAUAGUCUGUGUGCCACGACUUGAAAUUUCACGGAACGACAUUUCGCUGUGCCGCUGCGCGUCUUUGCGAACCAUGGUCGCGCUUUUAAUUCUUUUUUUUUCUCUUAUUAAAUGUCAUUACUUGCAAUAUUAAUCAAUUGAAAGCGUGAUCUAGAUUCGAAAGACGCGUCGCGAACGCACGCAGCGGAACAGCGGAAUUUCGUUCCGUGAAAUUUCAAGUCGUGGCACACAGACUAUAUAACUUUUUCCCAACACAGGAAAGUUCGGCGACAUCGCGAGGCCGAGGAACCGCGUUAUCGCUUUCGACGCCGGCGCCUCCCCCGUCGACAACUCCAGCCACUCCAGCCGGCACCGAAAAACCAUCCAUCCUCUCGACCUCUCCUUCUAACCCUAAAAAUGAGAGCAAGGCUUCAGCCAUAACACCUUCAUCCAAGCUCUCGCAGGCUUCCAAGGAAACCCAGAAGGAGAAACCGAAAAGCGAGCCCAAGUCUUCCGAUAAAACGGAUAACCGAGCGCUCUGGGUUUCGAAAAUCACUAAGAGGGUUACUUAUUCAUUUAUUGAAUUCCUGAGAAUCUGAACUUUUUAGAAGUGCAAAGAAAUAUCUCUGGAACAUAAGGAAAAGCUCAAGGGUUAUGCUGCGCCUGGCAAGACCUACAAGGUCCACGACGCGAACCCUCUCAAGAACAGGUCCAUUGAGAAGAAAUAUUUUUCCGUUCUAUCAGUCAAUAUUCGUUUUACUGCUUCAUAAGAUGUUAUUUUGAGAUAUACCGACGUCUUGUGCAUCGAUUCGACACGCGUGAUUUUGAAAAAUCGAAAAGAAGACUACAUCCACGCCUCGUGGAUCACGAUGCCCGACAAGUCUUGCAGCUACAUUUGUACACAGGUAUCUAUAUUUUCGUUUUUUGUUCGAUCCUAUAGUUUUUUAAGAAUUUGUCGAACAGGUAAAGCAAACUUUUUUGCUUCGAUGAUUUUUAUCGCGCCCGACGAUGAUCCUUUAAUAGGCGUUGGUUUAACUGCCCAAGCUUGAAGUUAAAAUUAGAUCUGACCCAUGAAAAAAGAGUCAAGAUAAAUUUUGAAACUGCUUCUCUUCAGAGGAGCAAAACAAUAAAAUUUCACGACAAAAUAUCCCCGUUAUCAAUAUUUGUAAAAGUAUCAUUGAACAGGACUAAAAAGUUUGAAAUAAUCAUGUUCCAGGGCCCUCUGCCAGAAACGAUUGCCGACUUCUGGGCGAUGAUCCAUCAGGAGAAACCGAAAUUUGUGAUUAUGCUCUGUAAUCUGGUCGAAGGUAGCUGUUAGACUGUCGUAAAAGCUUGUUGUGAUAUUUAAAGGCGCAUAGAGUGUUUUCAUGAGGGUUUCAAAGUGAAGAGUUGAUUUUUGCAGGUUACUUAAGACCUUUAUAAACUUUGAACGCCUCGAAAGCUUUUUACAAGAUGUGAAAAAACUCGAAAUUCACCAGGCGGUGGCCAAAAGUGUGCUCUGUACUACCCGGAAAAAGUUGGCACCAAGGAGAACUACGACGGUUUCGAAGUGCAUUUCGUCGAGGAAAAGCCUGAGCCGGUGGAAGGCGUCGUCUGCAACGUUCUGCACGUCACCCACAAGUUGGUCUAGGAAACAUAUGAAUAGGCUCAUCUCCGUGAAACUUUGCUAAGAUUUUUCUCCAGGGCUUCCUGAUAAAGCUCUCUUUUUAUGAACAUGAAAUUUUUUUGAAAAAUAAUUGGAUUAUGAUUAUUGACGGUCUGCUCUAUCGAAUAGUAUGAAAAACAUAAUUUCGAACAGUUUUGAAAAAAAUGGCCUGUGGUCCUACAUUUUACAAGUAUAUCGUCAGUCUUCAGGAGAGAUUCACUUUGUGAGAUCAAAUCCAAAUAAAAAGCUCUCGACUUUUGUCAAGUUAUGGUGCCUAUAACUAUACAUUCCACAGAAGUAAUUCUUUUUUCUUGGCCUAAAAUAGCCUGCAUUUGCAGUUCAUAUGCAAACCGUUUGCGAUACGUUUCUGGCGCCGGUUUAAAAUCUUUCGCUUUUUAAUAUUUUGGUCGAGUUUCGCGUUGCCCACAUUAAUUUUUCAUAAAUUUAUUUUCAAAAAAGGUUAUUAAUAUUGUACAGAGAUCACUUCUAUAGAAGAACUUCACUAAUUCGAUAUUUUUUGAAUUUUUUUGAAUUGGCUCAAGUAAAAAAAUCGAAAUUUUUUUCUUUGACUUUGACGUUUGGAAAAAUAUUUCAAGUUGGGUUCAUUUUCAUCUCCCUUGUGAGACCUAACGAGUCAAACUCUCUUGCAGAGGAGAGCAGCACGAGUUGCUCCAUUUGAUCGUGCCGUGGUGGCCGGACCAGCUUGCUCCAGCUGACGCCAAGCCCAUGGUUAAACUCUACUUGUGGGUCAAAAGCAAGUUGAUUUUUUUGAUUUUUUUCGAGUAUCUUUUUAUUAAGGUAAAAUGAAAAUGAGAUAAAAAAUAAUGAGUUGGGUGUUCAUGAGGAUAGUGUAGAAGUGGAACGGGUGCCUGGUUUUCGAAAUCUUUCUUCAUUUCGCCCAAGAUUCCAAUUAGUUUUUGAAGCUGGUUUUGCUGGAAUUAUCAUGCAAGUUGAUUAUAUGUACAUAAAAUUUCGCAUACCUUAAAAAUUCUUCUUCAUAAGAAAAUUCAGAAGACCAAUCCGAAAAAUGCGCCGAUCGUGGUCCACUGCUCCGCUGGAGUCGGACGAACCGCCACUUUUGUCGGUAAACUCAGCCUUUUCCGAAAAGUUUUAGUGGCCUUUUUAGGGUUUGGUGUCAUAAUAAAGCUUGAGUUGAAGCUCAAGUGGCUCCUAUCACAACUGAAAAUUCGCAUCAUUUUAUUAAAAAUGAUUAAAAUCCAACUCGAGCAAAGAAUGUAUGAACAAAAUAAUAAAAAGGCAAAAGUUUGUUGAAAAACUUGAUGUUCUGUUCAAACUCAGUAACCACUGUUUUUAGGAAUCGACUAUGCCAACGUAAGACUGCAAGAAGAGCCGAACCUCGACCUGAUUGACAUUGUCAAAGAGAUGCGAGCUAUGCGUUACCAGGUUAAACUUCACAAGUUUCGAAAAAUAUAAAACAAACUUUUUAGGCGAUCCAGUCCCACGUACAGUACUUGUUCUUGCAUGUCUGCCUCCUCGAAUAUUUCAUUCAGGUGAGAUUUUUCAAAUAGGUUGAGUUGUAUGAUGUAUUUUAUUAGGUUUUAGAUCCAAGUGUCUUCUUUAGGGUUCACACUGAACUGUCAAUAUAUUAAUUAAGAUGAAAUCCGCUUUUCUCCGACCUUGAUUAGAAUUUUAAAGCACUCUUUCUCUUUUAAUAUUAUAUAUUUUGUAGUUUUUUUCUCAAAGCUUUCUUGGAGCUACUAGUUUGAAAAAAAAAAAUUAAAAAUCAGAAGAUUUUCCGCCCUCAUGGAUUGAGCUGAUUUUUCCAAAAAACUUUUAGGAGAGUUUCGUGAGACGCGACGCGCCCAUCGAGCAAUUCAUCGAGCAAUACAAGAUGCACGCUCUGAAAAAGCUGGAGAAGCGCCGCGGGGAGGACGAUGAAAACCACGACCGACAGAAGGCCGACGACGAAAAGGAGAGGGAAAAGUGAGGCAUUUAUGAUGUGAAUUUAAUUUUUGAGAUAUUUCUAUAACCUUAUAAAAAAAGUUUCAAGAACAAUGACGUCAUUUAAAAAUGAUCUCUGAUUGGUUGGUUGCGACACAUAGGGGUUGGAGCUCAAGCAGUGAAUGCUCUUCAAAAUCUCUCGAAAAAAUUGAAAGGAAAAUCUUAGCCCUUCACCAACAAAGUCAACUUUUCAGGAAACGUCAUUCGACAAAAUGA
Caenorhabditis auriculariae is the source of this 4237-nucleotide messenger RNA. Lineage: Eukaryota; Metazoa; Nematoda; Chromadorea; Rhabditida; Rhabditidae. The record is from the annotation of a GenBank genome assembly.